Pogonomyrmex barbatus (red harvester ant) is the source of this 1890-nucleotide messenger RNA. RefSeq names its product cuticular protein 49Ah (gene Cpr49Ah). Gene Ontology annotation, cellular component: chitin-based extracellular matrix. NCBI's taxonomy places the organism in Eukaryota, Metazoa, Arthropoda, Insecta, Hymenoptera, Formicidae. Gene Ontology annotation, molecular function: structural constituent of chitin-based larval cuticle. The record is from RefSeq and is a predicted model, not a curated record.
AGGGGAUUUCUUUCCUCUCCUGGGAUCGCAGUCGAUCUUAUUCGUUUGCGACUAUCUCCGUGCGUUUGCCAUCGCAUUCCCGUCGCACAUUCACGUUUGAUCUGUCUUUAUUGACGAAGUGCACGUCUCGUGACUCAGGAUGAAAUACAUGGUGUUAGCAGUGAUUCUGGGAUUGGCAGUGGCGCAAGAGCCAAAUUACCAUGGACGCAACUACCAGCAGGAUGAUGGACAACAUCAGGCUGACAGACGACCUACGAGCACUACGCCCAUCCCAAUCUUGCACUGGAACAAGCAACAAGAACACGAUGGAACUUACAAAACCAGUUACGAAACGGGCAAUAAUAUCAUCGCUGAGGAAAGUGGCUAUAUCAAGACCAUCGGCGAAGGUGAAGACCGGGCGGAGGCGAUCGUGCAACAAGGCACCUUCUCGUACACGAGUCCCGAGGGACAGCUGAUCACCAUUCACUACACCGCCGAUGAGACUGGCUUCACGCGCAAGGUCGAUCACAUUCCCACGCCGCCACCCGUUAGCGAAGAGAUCCAGAAAGGCCUCGACCUCAUCUACGCGGGCAUUCGUCAGCAAGAGGAGGAAGAAGCUCGCGCAGCAGCGCAAAAAGCACAACAACCACUGAGUCAGCAGGUUGACAGGCGGGAUGAUUACAACAGAAAAUUCCAAUAGUGAAUCCCUAUCGAUGCUUCAGCGAUGUAGCAUAUUCGCAGCACUGUACCAUCAUUAAGAAAUAGCAAUUAAGUUGUUAAGUUACGUUAUCCUCUCGCGUCCCAAAUAUACAUUCUCCAUUCUAUGUACAUUUCUAGUAAGAGAUAUCGCUUGGUAAGGUUCGACCCCCUUCUUCCACGUCUUUCACGAUUGAUUCUAUUCUUUCUUAACGUGAGAUCCUGGCAUUUCCUGGUAUGCAUUAAUGAUCAAUCUCCUAUCUUCCUUUUUCUUUUUUUCCUAUGACGGUGUGCCGCCACCGUUCCCGUGUAAUCGCGCUGAUCGGGUGGGAACUGACAUUUCUCGUUAUGUCGCGAUAGAGAAGAAUGUCACGGGAGUAAACCGUACCCAGCGAAUUAAUCUACUUGCGAUCGUGUCUACGUUCAUUCAUGAUGCUUUGCCACCUUUGUACCCUCGCUAUAGAAUGCUUCCGUCUUUAAUGUGAGAACACACAAUUUUUGACAUAAUCUUUUAAUAAUUCUUUUUUUUUAUAUUACUUAAAACUUAAAAAAAGAAUUUUUUUUUUUACCGCCUACGACUCACACUCAGAUACGUCGACUUUUGCCAACGUAUGCUCGACAUUUGCGUAAUAAAUGCAUUUUCUCUUUUCACUCGAAUAAGUAUCGGUUGCCGACAGUGCGAUUGACUACAAGCAAUCUCCGAUUCGUCGAAUUAUAAUAUAACUAAUAUGAUUAAGCAAUCGGAAAUGACUGUACAACGGACGCCUCCCUUUCACUCUGUGAAAUUGGGUAGUAUAACUUUCCUUUGCAACAGUGAAUGUAUUGAAACACCAAUUUUUAAAAAUUUUUUAACAUCUCAUUCGAUAUAACUCUUUGCAUUUCAUUUUAUAUGCUAUAUAUUAUAUAAUUUUUAAUUAUUUCUCUUUAACUUCGAAUUAUCUGUAAAAAUAAAAAAAUAUAUUUAUGAUAGUAAAAAAAUACCAAUUUCAAAAAAAAUGGUUAUUAAACACAUGCAUUGGUGCAACAAGAAGGAAUUAGAAAUAAAGAAGAGAGAAAAUAAGAAUCAUUAUGGCGGCGAAGAAAAUCAGGUAAUUGUCAAAAUAGUGCAAAUUUCCUUCCAGCAUCAAUUAUCACAUAUCAAUAAGCAUAUAUCCUUAUGCAUGUAUAACUUACACACGAUCAUGCGGACACUUAAUAAACUUUUCGUAGAAUGAA